This is a messenger RNA of Phyllostomus hastatus (greater spear-nosed bat), 395 nucleotides long. RefSeq names its product NADH:ubiquinone oxidoreductase subunit A3 (gene NDUFA3). The record is from RefSeq and is a predicted model, not a curated record. Lineage: Eukaryota; Metazoa; Chordata; Mammalia; Chiroptera; Phyllostomidae. Gene Ontology annotation, cellular component: mitochondrial inner membrane. The transcript has 4 exons. The coding region runs from base 78 to 332 and encodes 84 amino acids.
GAGCCUCCGGCGCCGGGACCACAAUUCCCAGGGUGCCCCGCGCCGUUGCCGCCGAAGCCGCUGCUGCCGAGACCAAGAUGGCUGGGAGACUCGCCGCCUUCCUCAAGAAUGCCUGGGCCAAGGAGCCGGUGCUGGUCGCGUCCUUCACCAUCGGGGGCCUCGCUAUAAUUCUGCCCAUCUUCAGCCCCUAUACCAAGUAUGCCAUCAUGAUCAACGAGGCCACACCCUACAGCUACCCAGUGCCCGUCCGAGAUGAUGGGAACAUGCCCGACGUGCCCAGCCACCCCCAGGACCCCCAGGGCCCAAGCCUGGAGUGGCUGAAGAAACUGUGAACACCUCCACUGACGGAAGGACAUCCCCUCCCCUGUGGUCCCCAAUAAAAAUGUGAAAACCGA